This is a messenger RNA of Cladophialophora psammophila CBS 110553, 855 nucleotides long. RefSeq lists its product as uncharacterized. Bases 1 to 855 code for a protein of 284 amino acids. The record is from RefSeq and is a predicted model, not a curated record. The transcript has 2 exons. Lineage: Eukaryota; Fungi; Ascomycota; Eurotiomycetes; Chaetothyriales; Herpotrichiellaceae.
AUGUUGGGCUCAAGAGUCAAAUAUCGAUAUAUCUGGCUGGCUACCGCCGCGCUCCUAAUUUCUAUCGUUUUGUUCCUAUGGAGCAGCCAUUCAAGUUUCCCGGGCUCCUGGGUCAGGCUACCCAGCAGCGACAGUGCCUGGAUCUAUAAAGACCCAGGUGCCGAAGACAAAGCCGUUAUUCUUGCCAAGAUCAAAGCCGAAGAUGUCAGUUGGGUGGUGAACGAGCUUCCAGAUUGGCAGCACGCUAUCUACUACAUGGACGAUCCGACGGAAGGAACUCUGCAUCCACCGAGAAACAAAGGUCGCGAGGCUAUGGCGUAUCUCAGCUUCCUGAUCGACCACUACCAUAACCUCCCUUUGUCCAUGGUUUUUGUACAUCCGCAUCUCGAGGGUUGGCCGUCGGCCUGGCAUACGGACAAUGAGGGUUACAACAACGUCAAGUCUAUCCAGUCCCUAAGGCUCGAUUAUCUGCAAGAACAAGGAUACGUAAACAUGCGAUGCAUUCACAAUCCAGGCUGUCCUGCCGAAAUCCAAGUCGUGCGAGACAAAGAGGACCACACCGCUGAGCAUGCAAUGCGAGACGCCUGGCCUUACAUGUUCGGAGGCAACCAAUCGACCAUUCCAGAUACAAUCGCCCAGCCAUGUUGCUCACAAUUCGCCGUCUCAAGAGCUCAAGUGUUGAAGCGCAACAAGGAAGAUUAUCAACGUUACCGUCAAUGGCUGCUCGACACUCCGGUAGAUGACGCAACAAGUGGCCGAGUAUUGGAGUAUCUCUGGCAUGUCAUUUUUGGCCGAGACGCUGUGUAUUGUCCACCCUUGCAAGAGUGUUGGUGUGAGCAAUUCGGACGUUGUUGA